CACGCUCGCACAUACGAGGCCACCGAUUCGCAAAUAACUCCUCAAUGGAGGAGGAGCAGUGCUGAUAUACACCGCGAUUCCACCGUCGUUGUGGUGGACCAUCUGCGCUCGCCUGCCAGUCUUGGUGCCGGUUCCAACGUCAGCAGUGGAGGAGGUACAUGUAGUGGUGGCUUGAGCCUUACCGAAAAGCAGCCUGUGCGAGCCGAACGAAGACCUGGUCAUCAAAGACGAUAUGCACCCAAGACAAGAGCAGGCUGUUUAACAAUACGGCGGGUCAGAUGCGACGAGGAGAAGCCGUAUUGUCGACGCUGUACAACCACUGGCAGGAAGUGCGACGGAUACGCUUCGCCUUUCGAGGGGAACACCAGCAGCCCGGAGCCAUUGGCUGCCGCAUUGGUCAACGAUGUGUCCUGCAAUGCUCUUGAACGACGCACUUUCGACUACUUCCGCGCACGCACGGCACCUUGCGUGUCUGGAUACUUCCACGACUCGGUAUGGGACCGCAUAGUGUUGCAACUCAGCUACUCAGAGCCUGCCGCUCGUCACGCUGUCAACGCCCUUGGAGCCCUUCAUGAAGAGAGGAACCUUCGGAAGACAGCAACGCUGGAAGGUGUCAAUGUGACCGUGCUGAAGAAUGGCUUCCCACUUUCGCAGUACUCCAAGGCACUGAAGGGGAUGCAAGGAUUGCUGAAAACGCCUUCUGUGUGCCUCGACACGGUCUUGCUAUGUUCACUGCUCUGUAUACAUUUUGAAGCUCUCAGAGAGGCCUUUGUACCGGCCUUGAUGCAUGUGGAGAACGCUAUUCAGCUUUUGCACUCAAGCACGACAUUUGAUGCCAGGAAGGUUCACCCUAGCCUGGUAAGGGCGAUUAUGCGGAUAGACCUGCAAGGUACAAUGUAUCUUGGGUCGAGAGUACCAGGACUGCCGUUCUACACAGCUGCUACGGACUCCAUUCUACCGAAUUCUUUCCACGACCUCACACAUGCCCGAGACCUGGUCAAUACCUGGACAAGCCGGAUCUACCAUUUUAUGAGGACAGUCGCAGAUGAAUUCAAGUUCCGAGACCCGGGAAAUGUUCCCCUCGAACAGAUUGCGAAGGCUCAGGAAAUGGAGCAGACCUUUCUACAGCUGGAUCGUCUCCUAUGGUCCUUCAUGCACAAGCCCACAGUGAAGCUUACGGUCCGUGAGCAGCAUGGUCUAGGAAUGCUCCGCAGCCGCGUCAAGAUCAACCGCAUUCUUUCAGCAACCUGUCUCUACUGCGAAGCAACAAUGUUUGACAAUUACUUCGAGGACUUCGACGAAAUCCUCACAAUAUGCAUGUACAUCCUGGCCAGUGACAACGCCGAACGGCGACUCUUCUCCGUCAGCCUAGACGAAGGGCUCAUCCACCCCCUGUUCUUCAUCGCUACCCAUUGUCGCGACGGCCGCAUCCGACACCAAGCUCUCGAACAACUUCGAAAACUUCCAGUCCGCAACGGCGUCUGGCACGCAGAAACCACGACACGUACGGCCGAAAUCUGCGUUCGCUUCGAAGAAGCCCUCUGCGGUAAAGAAGUCGCCUUGCGCAGCGACAUUCCCGAGUGGCGACGUGUCCAUAGCGCAGGCUUCAACGGCUGGGAUAAUGAUUCCGAUCGACGACAGGUCAAGGUACAUCUCAAAACCAGGCCGAACGGGCCAGAUGGUGGUUGGCUGGAUUCUGAGGCGUACAUUGAGUGGCCAGUCGACAGUGUCCGUUUCAAGAUCCUUUUCGGCUUGUUGAUGAACACGCAGCUCCUCGGGGUAUGCCCUACCGCCAAGGGAAUUGCUCGCUAUUUGCGAGGCAGAUGA
Fulvia fulva is the source of this 1827-nucleotide messenger RNA. RefSeq names its product Transcription regulator lscL. Lineage: Eukaryota; Fungi; Ascomycota; Dothideomycetes; Mycosphaerellales; Mycosphaerellaceae. Gene Ontology annotation, molecular function: zinc ion binding; DNA-binding transcription factor activity, RNA polymerase II-specific. Gene Ontology annotation, biological process: regulation of DNA-templated transcription. The annotation marks the transcript as partial. The transcript has 2 exons. The record is from RefSeq and is a predicted model, not a curated record.